Sphaeramia orbicularis (orbiculate cardinalfish) is the source of this 1092-nucleotide messenger RNA. RefSeq names its product cyclin-dependent kinase inhibitor 2D (p19, inhibits CDK4) (gene cdkn2d). Lineage: Eukaryota; Metazoa; Chordata; Actinopteri; Kurtiformes; Apogonidae. Gene Ontology annotation, cellular component: nucleus. The coding region runs from base 288 to 782 and encodes 164 amino acids. The record is from RefSeq and is a predicted model, not a curated record. Gene Ontology annotation, molecular function: protein binding. The transcript has 3 exons.
AGUGUAGUAACACAGUUGUAGCCCCGCCUCUAUUGCCAUAUAUGGAAGAGCGACACCCUCCAGGGGAGCUGUGAUUGGACAACGCGUGUUCUCCCCAAUGUUUGUAAAUUGUAGUCUGGAGACGCCGCUGUGUGGAUCUCAGCGCGCAAAUGUAUUUUCUAAUAUUGAUAAACUUUCCCUGUUUAGAUUUUAUUUGAAAGUUACCGGCUUUCAGAAGCAGCGGGCUACGAAAUAUCGGCAACGUUGUGGAUCCUAACAGGGCGAACAAGGUUGAAGUAAAGACUAGGAUGGUCCUAAGGCAGAUGGAUGCCGGCAAAGCUUUGACGGCGGCAGCAGCCAAAGGGAGUACCAGCGAGGUGCAGCGGAUCCUGGAGGAAUGCCGGGUGCAUCCAGAUACUCUUAAUGAGUUUGGCAGGACUGCGCUACAGGUGAUGAUGAUGGGGAACUCCAAAGUUGCCAGUUUACUGUUGGAAAAAGGAGCGGAUCCCAACGUCCAGGACAAACAUGGAAUAGCGCCUGUUCAUGAUGCAGCCCGUACAGGAUUCCUCGACACUGUGCAGGUUCUGGUGGAGUAUGGCGCUGCAGUCAACAUCCCAGACCAGACUGGUGCCCUGCCGAUCCACAUUGCCAUCCGGGAAGGGCACAGGGACGUUGUGGAGUUCUUAGCACCGAGGUCUGACCUGAAGCACGCCAACAUCAGCGGUCAGACAGCGAUAGACGUGGCCAGAGCUUCAUGUGUGCCUGAUAUGAUUGAUUUGCUUUUCGCUCACAUUCAUAGUUAAUGGGAGUUGUAGGUGCUGGGUGCCUCCCGGUAACUCAAACCUAACAUUUUCUGCUUCAGACCUGGUGACUUGAAUUCAUUGCUGUGUAAAGGAUUUUUUUUGUUGAUAGUGGCUCUGCAUUAAUAUGUGAAACAGAACAUAUUGUCUUGGCAGCUUAUUUUCAGUGGAUGGGUGUCUAUAUACAGUAGACACCUCUUUUGCACAGUGCAAUUUAGGCACCUUAUCUGUUUUCCCUACUAAUUGGGAGUGCACAUUUGUAGAUAGGUUUAUCCCCCAGUGUUUUGUAAUUAUUACAUUAUUUUCUUUGUGU